Molecule: messenger RNA, 731 nt
Organism: Boeremia exigua
Lineage: Eukaryota; Fungi; Ascomycota; Dothideomycetes; Pleosporales; Didymellaceae
Product: mitochondrial ATP synthase g subunit-domain-containing protein
Exons: 3
Coding region: 85-717 (210 amino acids)
Biological process (GO): proton motive force-driven ATP synthesis
Molecular function (GO): proton transmembrane transporter activity
Source: RefSeq, a predicted model, not a curated record
AAGCUCGAGCUCUCGAACCGCCAACAUCAGUGUAGCCGGCGACACACCACCUCCAUCGCCCACCUACGCCGACGCACCAUCACAAUGUCUUUCGCUGCAUCUCGCGCGCUCGUCCGCCAGUCGCGGUUCGCCAUCCGCCGCGCCGGCAUGCGCAAUGCCUCGACCACGUCCGAGGCCGCCGGCGCCGCAAAGGAGAAGGCCGGCGACGCGGCCUCCAAGGUGCAGUCCAAGGCGUCCGAGGGCCUGACCAAGGUCAAGAGCUCGGCCGAGUCUGCGGCCAGCUCCGUCAGCACCGCCGCGAGCAACGCUGCGGGCACAGUCAACAGCGCGGCGGGCAAGGCCCAGGGCAGGGUUGGCAGGCUGGUUGGCGCCGUUCAGGGACUGAUCCCCCAGGCUACAUACUACGGCCGCGUCGGCCUCGAGCUCGGCAAGCUCAUCGUCAAGCAGCGCAGCAUGGCACCUCCCUCCGUCCAGACGAUCCAGGGCUACCUCCAGCCCGCGCUGAACGCUCUCCGCCACCCCGCCUCGAUCGCCAGCUCGCUGAACCCCAACACGAUCCUCAGCCAGGUCCGCGGCGCGUCGAGCGCACAGUACUGGAGCGCCGGCGUCGUCGCCGCCGAGGUGCUUGGAUUCUUCUCCAUUGGCGAGGUCAUUGGCCGUUUCAAGCUUGUCGGCUACAGGGAGAAGGGGCACGGCGGUGACGGCGAGGCUCACUAGGGCAGCGAGGUGUA